Molecule: messenger RNA, 4104 nt
Organism: Diprion similis
Lineage: Eukaryota; Metazoa; Arthropoda; Insecta; Hymenoptera; Diprionidae
Gene: Sra-1
Product: cytoplasmic FMR1-interacting protein
Exons: 18
Coding region: 208-4083 (1291 amino acids)
Biological process (GO): regulation of translation; regulation of actin filament polymerization; axon guidance
Cellular component (GO): synapse; SCAR complex; neuron projection
Molecular function (GO): RNA 7-methylguanosine cap binding; small GTPase binding
Source: RefSeq, a predicted model, not a curated record
UCUGUUUAAAUUACAUUCCACCAUGCAGCUACGCGUGGGUCUUUUUUUCUCGGGGUUUGGUAACAAUGGUAAAUUCCCAUGGAACAAUGACUUUUCCCAGAAGCCUUUCUACGUCGGGGUGGAGUUGUUGGGAGUUGUCGAGUGACGUUUGUUGUCAAUUUUUUCAGCUGUGACAAAUUAUUGUGAAGACUAUAACAAAAACCAGCAAUGGCUACCGACAAGGUAACAUUGGCUGAUGCUUUAUCAAACGUCGAUGUACUCGACGAAUUUACCCUGCCUGAUGAGCAGCCUUGCAUUGAAGCCCAACCCUGCUCUGUUGUUUAUCAAGCUAAUUUUGAUACAAAUUUCGAAGACAGAAAUGGAUUCGUCACUGGUAUUGCCAAGUAUAUUGAAGAGGCAACUGUACAUGCUAGUUUGAACGAACUCCUCGAAGAAGGUCUAGAACAUGCGGUAAUGUUAUAUACCUGGAGAUGUUGUUCUCGAGCAAUUCCUCAACCAAAAUCCAAUGAGCAGCCAAAUCGUGUUGAAAUAUAUGAGAAAACAGUUGAGGUCUUAGCACCCGAAGUUAACAAGUUGUUGAACUUCAUGUAUUUUCAAAGAAAAGCUAUUGAGAGGUUUUCUGCUGAAGUUAAGCGCUUGUGUCACCAUGAGAAACGAAAGGAUUUUGUCUCUGAAGCGUACUUACUAACUCUUGGAAAAUUCAUCAAUAUGUUUGCUGUUCUUGAUGAAUUAAAAAAUAUGAAAUCGAGUGUUAAGAAUGAUUAUUCGACAUACCGAAGAGCUGCUCAGUUUUUGAAAGUAAUGACUGAUUCACAAACUCUUCAAGAGUCUCAGAAUUUGUCAUUGUUUCUGGCAACGCAAAAUAAAAUUCGUGACACGGUCAAAGAAAAUCUAGAGAAAAUUGCUGGGUAUGAAGAGCUUCUAGCAGAUGUAGUCAAUAUUUGUGUUCACAUGUUCGAAACGAAGAUGUAUUUAACACCAAAUGAGAAGCACAUGCUUGUUAAGGUCAUGGGCUUUGGGUUAUUUCUGAUGGACAGUGACUUGUGUAACAUUAAUAAGUUGGAUCAAAAAAAGAAAUUGAAACUAGACAGGAUUGAUAGAAUAUUUAAAAACCUGGAGGUUGUACCACUUUUUGGAGAUAUGCAAAUUGCUCCCUUCAAUUACAUCAAACGGUCGAAACACUUUGACUCUUCAAAAUGGCCACUUUCGUCUUCUUCUAAUAGUAUGAGCCCGCAAGCAGAUCUUAUGGUACAUCUUCCUCAAAUCAGAGAAGAUCACGUCAAAUAUAUCAGCGAAUUGGCCAGGUACAGUAACGAAGUAACAACAACGUAUAAGGAGUGUGGAAGUGAUGGGGAAAACAGAGAAACAGCUGAAUUGGCAUUGCGAGGAUUACAACUGCUAUCACAGUGGACCAGCGUUGUCACAGAACUGUAUAGCUGGAAAUUACUUCAUCCCACGGACCAUCACAUGAAUAAAGAAUGUCCACAAGAAGCUGAAGAGUAUGAACGGGCAACCCGAUACAAUUACACAGAUGAAGAAAAGUUUGCUCUGAUUGAAGUUAUAGCCAUGAUCAAGGGCCUGCAAGUUCUGAUGGCUCGUAUGGAAACUGUCUUUAUUGAUGCUAUACGCAGAAAUAUUUAUGCUGAACUACAGGACUUUGUACAAUUGAUUUUAAGAGAACCGCUCAGAAAAGCUACCAAAAAUAAAAAAGAUUUGAUUCGAAGUAUAAUUGUAUCGGUCCGGGAGACUUGUGCAGAUUGGCAAAAAGGUGUCGAACCUGUAGCAGACCCAGCUUUGAAAGGCAAAAAAGAUCCAGACAAUGGUUUUGUCAUUAAAGUUCCAAGGAGAAAUGUUGGUCCAUCAUCGACUCAAUUGUACAUGGUACGUACGAUGUUAGAAUCUCUAAUAGCAGAUAAGAGCGGUGGUAAGAGAACACUGAGAAAGGAUAUAGAUGGGCAAUAUCUUGUGCAGAUUGAUCAAUUCCAUAAAACUAGUUUUUACUGGAAUUACUUGCUUAGUUUUAGCGAGUCGUUGCAGAACUGCUGUGAUCUAUCACAACUUUGGUACCGUGAAUUCUACCUUGAGAUGACCAUGGGCCGGAGGAUUCAGAAAUGCCAAGUGCGUCAUCAGCAUAAUGAAGAAUGCAGCGACUUGAUCACCAUGGAGAAACGCAUUCAGUUCCCGAUUGAAAUGUCAAUGCCAUGGAUCCUGACUGACCAUAUUCUUAGAAGCAAAGAGCCUUCAAUGAUGGAGUUCGUAUUGUACCCUUUAGAUCUGUACAACGACAGUGCAUUGUACGCGUUAACAAUAUUCCGAAAGCAAUUCCUUUAUGAUGAAGUUGAGGCAGAAGUGAACUUAUGCUUUGACCAAUUCGUCUAUAAGCUAAGUGAACAGAUUUUCGCUCAUUACAAACAAUUGGCGGCCAGCAUUUUACUUGACAAGAGAUUUCGCGUUGAAUGCGUUGCUCUCGGGGCUUACUUGCUGCCAUAUCCUCGAGCAAACAGAUAUGAAACAUUAUUGAAACAACGGCAUGUACAACUGUUGGGAAGAAGCAUCGAUCUAAAUAAAUUGAUCACUCAACGAAUCAAUGCUGAUAUGCAAAAAUCUUUAGAUUUGGCUGUUAGCAAAUUCGAAUCUGGUGAUAUUACAGGUGUUGUGGAAUUAGAAGGUUUGCUACAAGUCAACCGCCUCACUCAUAAACUUUUGAGCAAAUGGUUGGCAUUGGAUGAAUAUGAUGCAAUGUUCAGAGAAGCUAAUCACAACGUUCUUGCGCCAUAUGGUAGAAUUACUCUUCACGUAUUCUGGGAGUUAAAUUAUGACUUCUUGCCAAAUUACUGUUACAAUGCUGCCACAAAUAGAUUUGUCAAAUGUCGAGGUCUUCAAUUUGCACAACCAGUGCACAGAGAUAAGCCACCUAUGAUGUCUUACCAUUACUUAUGGGGAAGUAAACAAUUAAAUCUUGCGUAUAGCACUCAGUAUGGACAAUACACGGGCUUUGUUGGUUCAUACCACUUUCGUACGAUGUGCAAACUUCUUGGAUAUCAAGGGAUCGCUGUAGUCAUGGAGGAAUUAUUAAAAAUUGUGAAAUCUCUCAUCCAAGGAAACCUGCUGCAGUUUACAAAGACAUUAAUGGAAGCAAUGCCAAAAGUGUGUAAACUCCCAAGAUAUGAUUACGGAUCUCCAGGUGUUUUAGGCUACUACCAUGCCCAGUUGAACGAUAUUGUUCAGUAUCCUGAUGCAAAGACUGAACUGUUUCACAACUUCCGCGAAUUUGGCAACACCAUAUUAUUCUGUCUAUUAAUGGAGCAAGCUUUGUCACAAGAAGAAGUUUGCGACUUGCUCCAUGCGGCACCAUUUCAAAACAUAUUACCUCGUCCAUAUUGCAAAGAUGGUGAGAAACCAGAAACUAAACAAAAACGUUUGGAAGCAAAGUAUGCAGCUCUACAAAUUGUCCCUAACGUUGAAGAGCUUGGAACUGCUAAGCAAGCAAUGAUUGCAAAAGAAGGGGAUUUACUAACAAGGGAGCGACUCUGUUGCGGUUUGUCAAUUUUCGAAGUGGUACUUAGUCGACUACGCAGCUUUCUGGAUGAUCCUAUUUGGGUAGGACCUCCACCAGCAAACGGAGUGAUGAAUGUAGACGAAUGUACUGAAUUCCAUAGACUCUGGAGUGCCUUACAGUUUGUGUACUGCAUUCCAGUUGGAGAAACAGAAUUUACAGUGGAAGAACUCUUCGGGGAAGGUUUACACUGGGCUGGAUGUGCUAUGAUAGUCCUUCUGGGUCAACAAAGAAGAUUUGAAGCUUUAGAUUUCUGCUACCAUAUUUUACGAGUUCAGCGUGUAGAUGGGAAGGAUGAAAAUGUCAAGGGCAUUCACUUGAAGAGAAUGGUGGAUCGAAUAAGACGGUUUCAAGUAUUGAACUCCCAAAUUUUUGCAGUGCUAAAUAAGUACCUUAAGAGUGGUGAUAGCGAUGCAACCAGUGUAGAACAUGUCCGAUGCUUUCCACCACCGAUACAUCCAUCCCUUGCACAUACCCAGCAACAUUAUCAUGCCCCAGAAUAUUUACGCCAGAUGAAUCACCAGUAAUAUAACGUCUGAAUGAUAUAA